Messenger RNA from Oryza sativa Japonica Group (Japanese rice), 2857 nucleotides. The record is from RefSeq and is a predicted model, not a curated record. Lineage: Eukaryota; Viridiplantae; Streptophyta; Magnoliopsida; Poales; Poaceae.
UAAAAGUGGGAAUGGGGUAACGGAGAUCGGAACGGACGCCUUUCACCCUUUCCGGCUUUCCCCACUGGUUCUACAGGCAUCCGCGCGGAUUCAAAUCAAAUCCCUCGUCGUUACCCAUUCCAGCCUUCCCCUCUCACCUUCCCCAAUCUCCCUGCGGUAGAACCCUAGAGGAACCUUCUAGAACCCCCGAGCCCCCCCCCCCCCCGCGGCCCCCGGCGAAGCCAGCGAGAUGAUUCUCCGGACUCCACCGCAGCGGAAGCGGCGGGCGGACUCCGACGUCGACGCCGCCGCCGCCACCGCCACCACCCGGAGCCCCGUUUCCGACCGCCGCCUCGUGCUCUACGACCGGCCCACCGCCCUCGUACCCGCUGGCGUCCCCGGGGAGCCCAUGGAUGACAUGGUCUGCACGUACCACUGCCGUCAGAUGGUGAAAUCAGAAUUUAUGGUGGCAUUGGACACUGCAGAGAAGCAAGUUCAGGAGUAUCGAGCCACACUUGAUGAUAUGGAGGAACGAUUAUCCAAGAGUGAGGAUGAGAGGGCAACAUGCCAGGACAAACUGAAUUAUGUCGAGCAAGAAUUGGCAGCAACAAAAGGUCGGGAAAGUGCAAUGCAAGAGCGAUUAUUAAAGGAGGUGGGUGACUUUCAGGAACGCUACUGUGAUCAAAUCAAGAAGAUAGGGGAACUUGAGACGCAGCUGAAAAAAGAGAUUGAUUCUCGAAUUGCUGCUGAAUCAUCGUCAGCAUCCGCAAAGGAGUCAGUCAAGGAGUUGGAGGGGAAUUUGCAGCGUUUAUCUGAAAAUUCAGAAAGGGAGAAGAAAGCCCUUAAGAAGAAGCUUUCAUACUUGCAAGACGACACAAAAUUAUCCAUUUCUAAACUAAAUGCGGAGCUUGAAAGAAUGAGACUCAGGGCGCUAAACUCUGAGGACGAAGCAAAGUUGCUGAAUGAACAGUUGGAGGACUUAAAAAAGCAACUAGAUGAGAGUGUUCGUGAAAAUAAUGAGAUGGAGCACAGGCUAUUGAAUUGCAGUUCUUUAUCUUAUGAACGUACUCCAUCAGACGAUCAGAAGUUGAUAAAGCUUUUGCAAGAGGAGCUCCGGAAUUAUGAAAAAGAAGUUGAUGAAGCUAGAAGGUUGAAGUCUUCCCACACAAAUGUUGAGUUACUUAAAGAAAAAAUAUUGGAGGAACAGGGGUGCAGGGAGAGAGCAGAAAUGGAAUUAUCUAAGCUGCAGGAAAUUGAAGCUAAAGCACAGAAGUUGGAGCUUGAAUUAGCAUCAUGCACAGCAUUGCUCAGCAACAUACCUGAUGUAUCUUCUUUUGGUGAUAUACCUCAAAAGAUCGCAGAUUUGCAGAAGCAAGCAUUGACAAAUUUAAAUAAAGUUGGUGAGGUAACAUCACAGUUGAAAGAAUUAAAGGUUGCAUUGGAAUUUGCUGAUCUUAGCAAGCAACGGGCAGAAGGUGAAGCAACCCUUGCCAAAGAGAGGGCUGAAAGUGCUACUAGGGAGAUCAAGCGGCUUGAACUUCUGCUUGCUGCCAUCAGUGAAGAAAGGGAUAGAUUAAGAAAGGACCAUGCUGUGUCGAAAUCUAGGGAUGGAGAUGAUGCAUCAUCCAAGAAUAUGGAAUCGGAUCUAUCUCGAAUGGAAAAGGUAGUAACAGAACUGGAGAGCACUAUACGUGACCAGAGAGAACUAAUUAGUCAACAGCACACUGAGCUCAAUUUGAUGAAUGAAAAAUUGAGCAUUGAAUCAAGAAAAGCAAAAUCAUUGGAGCGAGAUGGAGAUCAACUACGCUCACAGGUGGCUUUACUUGAGUCAAAGCUGGGCCAUGGAGAUUACUCUGCCUCUAGCACAAAAGUACUGCGUAUGGUAAAUACUCUUGCAGUGGACAAUGAAGCAAAGCAGACUAUAGAGGCAUUGCAAGCUGAAUUGAAGAAAACGAAAGAGAGGCUACAAGCAGUUGAAGAACUAAAAGGACAAGCUGAUGUUGGAACUGUGGUUGAUGUGAAUAUUGCUGAAAAGCUAGCACAGCUUAAAAAUCAAAUUGCAACCCUAGAGAAACGUGAAGAAAGAUAUAAGGCAGUAUUUGCAGAGAGGAUCUCAGUUUUCCGAAAGGCUUGCUGCUCGCUCUUUGGUUAUAAGAUAGUGAUGAAUGAUCAGCAACAGUCAAAUGGGAUCCCUGUAACACGUUUUAUUCUGCAUUCUGUUUACGCCCAAAGUGAUGAUGAGAAGCUUGAGUUUGACUACGAAUCUGGAAGCACCAAUAUUGUGGUCAAUGACUACACUUCUCAACAUGAAAUUGCUCAGCAGGUAGAUAUUUUCAUACGAAAGAUGAAUUCUAUCCCGGCCUUCACAGCUAACCUGACAAUGGAAUCCUUCAACAAAAGAAGUAUCUGUUGAAGAUAAAAGUUCAGUGAGAAUUCAUAUUGUUGGAUUUUCUUCUCGUAGUAACUGGAGAUGUCCAAAUUGUUAUGUUGUGGCAGCCCUGGACCGUGGUCGAGCAAGCUCCUAGAUAUAGCAAGGUUCCCCCCACCCUUUUUCAUAUAUACUAAGGUGCAAUUGAUAUACCUUGUGGUUUUUUAUAUGUUUUAACGAUUUGUUCAAAUGUCAAAAGCUGAGGAGCACGGCGUGUUACUAAUUGGACAUGAGUAGAGAGUUGAUGCCGGGCUGUCACAUACUCACAUGGAUUCACCUCUGUUAUGAUUUUUGACAAAGUAUAUAUGAAUGCGAGCGUUACUUGUACUGUGGCCUGGACUGAAGCAUGAGCUUUUGUAAACUGUAGCGAACUAUCAUAUGUAACUGAGCCAUGUGAAUUGUUAAUUACCGCAAACCAGAAUUGGUUUUCUUAACAUGCUAUCAUCAUAA